Messenger RNA from Saprolegnia diclina VS20, 2201 nucleotides. RefSeq lists its product as hypothetical. NCBI's taxonomy places the organism in Eukaryota, Oomycota, Saprolegniomycetes, Saprolegniales, Saprolegniaceae. The record is from RefSeq and is a predicted model, not a curated record. Bases 635 to 2074 code for a protein of 479 amino acids. The transcript has 5 exons.
GACUAAACGACCGACUAAAGACAACCCAGAAGCGCCACGAACGCCACGUCCGCUGUUCGACCAAGCAUAAGCCCAACGGUGCGAGGCGCCGCUGGUUCCGCGAUUGCGUCGAAUGCAAGGCUUGCGUGCACUAGCGUACUUGGUGGUCCCAUGACACAUACUACUACUAGUAGGUCGCGCGACAGUGCUGAACGCCGAAGCAUCUCAGCACAAUUUGAUGGAGUCACUUUGGUCAGCUGCCAUCAUCUCCUUGACGCACAUCAUCUCCGGAAUGGUGCUUGGUUGGAACCAAGCACCAGCACCAGCGUCAUGCCUGGCCAAGGCCAACCGGCGGUUGAAGACGGGCGUUCUACUAACUACAGUGCGAACGACUCCUAUUGCGUGCGGAUAUCGAGUUCGCUGCACGACGGCGCGCCACGUACUUGCUGCCUCGCGAUGUCUCCACGUGGUUCGAGAAGCCGCUUCUGCGAGACGCCGGUCUUGCAUAAUACGACAAAAUAUCCAAGAGCGCCAGACCCAGAGCUGGACCCAGAGUGUGUGUUUUUAACGGCGACGCUGGGACAAGCCAACAUAUUUAGUCGAACCCCGUUUAGUCGAAACCCGCUUUAGUCAUAAUUUUGGACUUGCCAGCGACAUGGACGCGAUCUUGGCCCUCGUCCAGCAUGACAUUGGCGGCCGGGGCAUGGUCCACCUCCUAGAUGGUCCACGGGACCGCGCCGCCUUUGCCAACGCCGUUGAGGUCCUCGCCCGCCUUCCGCCGGCCUCGCACGUCGCGAUCCUCACGGGCUUUCCGUGCCUCCUCGACUACGACCCGCCCACCGAGACGGACGGCCUUGGCGGGACGUUGGCUCUCGCCCAUGCGCUGUACGUGCUAAACCGGCACGUGGUGCACAUCCUCACGGACGACGUCAAUGCGCCAGUCCUCCGAGCGUGCAUGGCGGCCGUGCCCGAGCUUGACAUCCAAUUACACGCCUUUCCGCCAGGCCAUCUCUGGACGGCCGAGACGCGAGCAGCGCUGGCGGCGCUCUACCCCAGUAUUGCAGCCUUCGUCGCCAUCGAGCGCGCGGGGGCCGCCGACGAUGGCCACUACUACACGAUGCGCGCCCGCGACAUGACGGCGAUUGUUGCUCCCUUGGACGAGUGCUUUGCGCACGCGCGAGCGCAUGGCGUACCGACGAUCGCGAUCGGCGACGGCGGCAACGAGCUUGGCAUGGGCAACGUCGCAGCGACGACCAAAGCCAAGGUGCGCAACGGCGCCACGAUCGCGACCAAGCAAGACUGCGACCACUUGCUUGUCGCGUGCAUCUCCGACUGGGGCGCGUACGCUCUCUGCGCGGGUCUUGCCGCCUAUGAGGGCGACGUGGGGGUCUUGGUCCCGACACACGCCGUCGUUGCAGUGGCCAACGCCAUGAUGGCUGCUGGCGCACGGGACGGCAUCCUCGCCUGCCAAGACACGUUUGUCGAUGGACUGCCGCUCGUCGAGACGCUCAAUUUGCUGCAUGCGCUCCGACAUGUGGCUGCAGGGUCAAGCCACGUCACGCGGCUUGUCGGCAAGGUCGGCGAGACCGAAUGGCCCAUGCUUGGACGUCGCACGACUACAGCGGUGCCCAUCCCAGCGUCGCAGCCGUACCUCCGCAUCUGUCGCCCGGCGGACCUCGCAAAUCUCCCCGAAGAUGCCAACGCGCAUCACGUCCUCGAAAUUACGGUGCACGAGAUCGCAGCGCUUGGCACGAUGCUAGAUCCAGCACCGUGCUUGGUCAACCUGCAAGUGGGCGAGGCCAUGUCUGCCACGGAGCUCUUGGCCGCGCUUGCGCGCUUGCAAGCAGCGAGCUCGGCCUUUCUGGGGCUGGUCGACGUCUCGCUAGAUGUACUUGCGCAAGCCUUGCGCCUUGAUGCGGCGUUGAUGGCGAGCGUUCGAUUUGUGACGCAGUGGGACCGCGCCGUGCUGCUGCAAGUGGCGCCGCUGUGCCAGCAGCACAACGUGGCGCUGAUGCUGGCCCACGCGUCGCCAAGCGCGCUGCCUUUGCUCCGCGACGACCGUUCGCUCUACUGCGUCGCUGCCCACCUCGUUUAAGCGCUAAUGCACGGACCGUAUCUUGCCGAUUGGCUCGUUUCGGUGUAUCACUGUCACGGAUUGCUGUGCGUUCAUUGGCUGCGAUCCACGACAGGACGCGUGCGAUUGGGCGGAAUCCUGUCUUCGU